Messenger RNA from Cucumis melo (muskmelon), 733 nucleotides. RefSeq names its product glutaredoxin-C6. The transcript is spliced from 4 exons. Bases 209 to 532 code for a protein of 107 amino acids. Lineage: Eukaryota; Viridiplantae; Streptophyta; Magnoliopsida; Cucurbitales; Cucurbitaceae. Gene Ontology annotation, molecular function: glutathione disulfide oxidoreductase activity. Gene Ontology annotation, cellular component: cytoplasm. The record is from RefSeq and is a predicted model, not a curated record. Gene Ontology annotation, biological process: cellular response to oxidative stress.
ACAUCCAACGGUUCAUGUGACAAAUUAAAAGAGUUCUCACACCAUCGACACGUGCCGUCUCUUAUUUCUAUAUAUACACAUACACCCUCAUUAUUUUUCAUUUCGAAUUUGGGUUUCUUCCUUUGAUCUGUGUUUCUCAUUUCUUUCGGAGCUCUCAUCAUCAUUAGGGUUUUCGAAUCGAGAGAAAAAAAAAAAAAUUAAAUCGAUCAUGGCGUUGGAGAAGGCUAAAGAGAUCGUGGCUUCUAAUCCCGUCACCGUCUUCAGCAAGAGUUACUGCCCAUUCUGCGUCCAGGUGAAGAGAUUGUUGACUAAACUAGGAGUCAGUUUCAAGGCUAUUGAAUUGGAUACUGAGAGUGAUGGAAGGGAGGUACAAGCAGCACUUGCUCAGUUUACUGGGCAACGGACCGUGCCCAAUGUUUUCAUAGGUGGGAAGCACAUUGGUGGCUGUGAUGAUACGAUGGCACUGAACAGCAGCGGAAGAUUGGUUCCUCUGUUGGCUGAAGCAGGAGCAAUUGCCAAAGUUGCUGCUUAGAGAAGGAGUGUGAGUAUGUUAUUACUUUGGGUACAUAUAGAUGAAUAAUAAACCUACCUUUCUACUUGUGCUUUUCUUGCUCUGUUGUUGGCAUUUCUAAUGAAAAAAAAGUGUUUCCAUAGUGGAUUGUAGAAAUAACUGGAAGGAAUCUAUGCUUCCUUUGCAUCUAAUGAUAUAUUUUUGGGGUUUCCUACACUCUAA